CGCCCGGCGGCAGCGCAAGCACAGCCGUCCCGCUCGCAGCAGCAGCAGCAGCACGUGACGGGAGCGGGGCGACUUUUUCCAGGCGGCCGUCGCUGGCGCUGUGCUCGGCCGCGGGAGGCACCGGGCGAGCUGCCCGCGGACUGGACUUUCAAAAGCAGUUCCUGCAACGGGGGCGGCGGCGGUGGGUGGCGUGCUUUGGGCUGCAGGACAGAAGGCCGUUUCGAGGGGGCUCCGCCUUGCUCUGCCCCCCCCCCCCCCCCAGCUGCCUGGGGGCUUCAUGCGCGCAGCGGUGAGAGCGCCUCUUCCCGCCCGCUGGCCAUGUCGCUGAACGCCUCGGCAGCGGAGGGCAACCGCUCCUUGCCGUCGUCGGCGUCGGGGGGCUGCGGCGGCCCCGCAGGAGGAGGGGGCGGCGGCGGCGAGGACGAGCCCUUCUCCCUCCUGAGCCUGCUGGCGCUGAGCCUGCUGGCGCUGCUGACGGUGGCCACGUUCGUGUGGAACCUGCUGGUGCUGCUGACCAUCGCGCGCGUGAAGACGUUCCACCGCGUGCCGCACAACCUGGUGGCCUCCGCGGCCGCGGCCGACGUGCUGGUGGCGGCGCUGGUCAUGCCGCUCAGCCUGGCCAAGGAGCUGUCGCCCGGGCGGCGCUGGCGGCUGGGCCGCGAGCUGUGCCACGUGUGGGUCUCCUGCGAUGUGCUGUGCUGCACGGCCAGCAUCUGGAGCGUCACCGCCAUCGCGCUGGACCGCUACUGGUCCGUCACGCGGCACCUGCAGUACACGCUGCGCGCCCGCUGGCGCGCCUCCGGCGUCAUGAUCGGCGUGGCCUGGGCGCUGUCGGCGCUCAUCGCGCUGGCGCCGCUCCUGGGCUGGGGCGAGAGCGCGUACGGCGCCGAGCAGCAGCGCUGCCAGGUCAGCCAGGAGCCCUCUUACACCGUCUUCUCCACCUGCGGCGCCUUCUACCUGCCCCUCGGCGUGGUGCUGUUUGUCUACUGGAAGAUCUACCGGGCAGCCAAGUUCCGCAUCGGGGGGCGCGGCAGGAGCAACGCCGUCGCGCCCCUCCCGGAAACUGGCCAGGUGAAAGAAGUUUCUCAGCCACAGAUGGUGUUUACAGCUCGUCAUGCGACUGUCACUUUUCAGACAGAUGGAGAAACAUGGAAGGAACAGAAAGAAAAAAAAGCUGCUAUGAUGGUUGGCAUUUUAAUUGGUGUGUUUGUACUUUGUUGGAUUCCCUUCUUUGUCACAGAAUUAAUAAGCCCUCUCUGUUUCUGCACCAUUGCACCUAUCUGGAAAAGUAUCUUCCUCUGGCUUGGCUACUCCAAUUCUUUCUUCAAUCCUCUCAUUUAUACAGCAUUUAACAAAAAUUACAACAAUGCAUUCAAGAACCUUUUUGUGAAACAGAGAUAAAAGGCUGCAGAAAAGACAACUGCUAUGUUUAUUUUGCGCUACUGAUAUAACUUACGCAAGGUUUCUUUGAUAUGUGAAACAGAGCAAGAUGCACACAUGGAAAUUAAAGCAAUAACAGAAGUGCUUGAGGUAUCAAUCAAUGAAGUUAAUACAGCUCAUUGCAAUACAGAAACAGAAGCCUAGAAUGUUUGUAUGUGUGGAUGGGUUGGAAUUUAAUAACUGCAAAGUCCUCCCCCACUUUUGGCUAUGGAGGUGUUAUGUAAAUCCCAAACUCACAGUUUUCUGGCUUCGUUCCAUUAAAUCAUUUUCAGACAAAAAUACCAUGUUUCUUGCUAGGUGAACAGUCACAACUUCAGCUUUUAAUCUCAUGAGUGGAAAAUCACAGAGUUCCUGCUGCGUUGUAUAACUUAACUGCUUCAGUCUCAUGAGUAUCCAGAUGGCUGCUCCCAUAAUGACUCUGAGUAAAAAACUCAGUGACUGUUAGGAUCUUAGAAUUAUUGGAUUCAUGUGGCAGAACCUCUUUUAGUUUAAGGUUGCAACAAAACCAAGGGAAGAUCAGUAAUGCAGAAUGACCCAAGAAAGAUGAAUUUAAUUCCCUGUAAGCAUAAAAGACCCUGAAAUCUAAGUUGUUUCAGGCUUACUUAACUUUUCUUAACUGGAUAUGCAUACACAGAGUCACCAUGUGUGUAUCUCUCGGCCAGUUAAUGCAACUCAACAUUCUUAUAAGCAAGGUCUCACUUCCCUGGAGAUUAAAUGUUGGCUUAUUCUGGAAUGAUCAUUUUACCUUUCUUUUAGUCUGCCUAUUCAAGGAUAGGAAAGCAUAUUGCAUUAAAUGAGCAGUAACUUGAGACCGUCAAUUAUAGGCUACUCUUUUUCAGAAAACUUAUUGGCACUACAUUCCUCUUCUAAAAGAGCACUCAUUUGCAUUUUGCACAUUAAGUGGCUACCAGGCCGCGGAAAGUACAUGCAGUCUUAGAACAAGCACACUUGUUUUGCUUUGCUUUUACUAAGGUAAGUGAGGUGAUCUUUUUCUGUGAGCAAACGGCAGAUUUGGGUUCUCCAAGGAUUAAUGGUGUAGCAAUAAGCAAAAGUAAUAAACAUUCAGGUUUUGUCAAUUUACUGAAGUAAUGACUAAAUAGAUGGUGAAUCUCCACCACAACCAGAUGUAAUACAAAGGGAUCAUAAACUGUGGAAGGGAAAGUAGGACAUUUGUGUUUUGGAGUCCUAAUCUCAGAAGCUAGUAAUAUGAAAGUUCUCUAACCUGACCAUUGAACGAUAGGUUUCCUGUAUUUGAAAGAGUUCUGGUGCAGAACUUCAAGCUCAGAAGCCAGAUCCAGCCCUCUUGGGGUGCUGGCUUGGUCCUCUGGGGUUGCUUAGAUGCCCAUGGCAGCUUCCCCACAUCUGCUCCAUUUUCUUCAGCCACCAAUUGUUUGGUGGUUCCCAGCCUUUGUGCAGUUCUGUUCCCGUUCUCAGAAGGGGAAAGGCCUAUCUGAAGGCUUUGUGACUGGAAUGAAGAGCUUUAGGCUGCAAUACGCUGGCAUUUUAGUCCUGCAUCCCUUUGCUCCCCUCACAACUCACUGUUAGAAUGCCCUGCUGAAAGUUUUCAAGAAAUGGAAUGUGGUGUUAGAGCUACAAGAGGCGGCGUUCUGCCAAUGGAGAGAUGUACCCACAGACGCAUGCAAUACGCUGGCACUGUGGUGACCUCAACAUAGGCAGCCUCCUUGUGCUGAGCUGGAGCGCAUGGACCCACUGCAACAUGCACACUAGUGGAAUUGAGUGCACAGGACCUCUUGUGAACUGUAUCGUUUUUUGGUGAUUGUUGUACAUAAGACCAGAGAGUGUCAGCUAUUGGGUGGUAUGAUGAUGCAACACCAGUGACAUUAGGUAACACAAUGGAAUUCCCCAGAAAACAUUGGCUGCAGUGCCUCCCCUCUCUCGCCCAUCAGUGCCAGCUUCAAGGUUGGUCUUGCAAACUCAAAGCUUCAGCCUGUGUGGAAAACUCUGCACGAGCUCUAAGAAGUGAGGGUGCUCAGAAUUCAGAGUCCCUGGUUCGACCUCAGAGCUCUUAUCCAAGGUAGGAGCUGGAACUCUGACUUGCCAUAUGGCCAUUUAGACAGUGAGAUUGGGUCCUAAAGCUCACACUGCCAGUAUCUAAGCAUUAGUGAGGCAUUUCCAGCUAUUAGAAUGGGAAAGGCUGUACAAAGGCCAAGAUCCCACUAAAUGAGGAUUAGGAGGAAGAGGGUGGGGCAAGGGAAUGGCCUGUAGACACCUCCAUAAGCCUGCCUUUGGGUUCCUGCUAUAGGAUAUCCCAUUCCCCAGGUGCAUAAUUGGAAGUACCUUCUGUUUGAUCACACGGCAAUUUAGAGUCCAUUCUUUCUGGUCGCAAAGCAGACAAUGUGUUCGAUGUAACUAAUGUGGAGCGAGGCAUCUAUUGCCAUUUGCACUUAGUCAGAUUCUCAUUGUGUGAGACCUCAUAUUUGAAACCAGUGAAACAGUAGAUUUUGUAGAGGUAUUUCUAUUUGCUAAAUCCAUUUGUUUUGGCUGCUUGGACAAAAUAAACUUCAAAUCCCUUCCUAAUCUUCAUUUGAAACACACAGAGAUACUCAUAGUUUAGAUCCUGAAGGAGCCAUCCAAUUCCAAAACAACAGCAUGGAAGUUUCUGUGGAGAGUUGCAGGUGCCCUUAAGUGGCAGCUCAUCAUAGAGGUAGCAAAACUCCAUUUUUGUAUCCCUCACUCUUGAUCAAGUGGUUUUGAUUUUUAUUGUCCAAAAUGUUUCUGUAAUGAAUAUUGUGUACAUAAAAAGAAACUUGACUUAAAA
This is a messenger RNA of Varanus komodoensis (Komodo dragon), 4219 nucleotides long. RefSeq names its product 5-hydroxytryptamine receptor 5B-like. Lineage: Eukaryota; Metazoa; Chordata; Lepidosauria; Squamata; Varanidae. The record is from RefSeq and is a predicted model, not a curated record. Gene Ontology annotation, biological process: chemical synaptic transmission; G protein-coupled receptor signaling pathway, coupled to cyclic nucleotide second messenger. Bases 319 to 1401 code for a protein of 360 amino acids. The transcript is spliced from 2 exons. Gene Ontology annotation, cellular component: plasma membrane; dendrite. Gene Ontology annotation, molecular function: G protein-coupled serotonin receptor activity; neurotransmitter receptor activity.